CGGUGACAAGAGCAGGGAUACUGCGCAUGUCCGAAACUGCCAAAUAUGAACGCUGCUCCAACAUAUGAACAAACCAGUGAACAUCAUGGGCGGUUGAGAAACACACCCUUGACAUAUCUUUUGUGAGGAGCACAGAAGGCUAGUUAGACUAGGCUAUAUUCCAGACCAGACCCCUCAGCUGCAGUCCAGAAGCUUCUGCAGCCAUGGCUGAGGAGGACUAUGGCUGCUUUGUGGACUGGACCCAAAUGGGGGACAUGGCCAAGAGCAGUGGCACCUCCAAAUUGGACGUUAAGGACCCCGUGGAGCUCAAAAAGCUGGCCAGGCAGGGCCARUGGUCCAAGAACCACAAGCUCCGUGCCCAGGUCUACCAGCAACUCAUUAAGGCAAUCCCCUGUCGAACCGUGACACCUGACGCCGAGGUCUACCGCGACCUCAUGGGCGACGACACAGGUAAAAAAGCCUUGUCCUCCAUCCCACUGCCAGACUUUGUGGACGGCAGCGCUGUGCCGCACUACUGCCUCAAGGCAGACGCAGUGACCGCCGUCCACCGGGUCAUCUCCUGUCUGGCGGAACAGUUCCCGGARAUCUCGCACUGCCCGGCGCUGCCCGCGAUGACAGCCCUCCUGCUGCACUUCAGUGCCAACGAGGCCCAGUGCUUCGAGCACAUCAGCCGUCUGCUGGCCUGCAAUGAGCCGGGCCAACGCUUUGUAGACCAGACCUUCCUGGCCUAUGAGUCCAGCUUCAUGACCUUUGGCGACCUGGCCAACAAGUAUUGCCCGGCAGCCCACAAGCUCAUAGUGGCUACAGUGCAGGACGUGGUGGAGGUGUACUCGGACUGGCAGCGCUGGGUGCUAGGUGACCUGCCCUUCAGCCACGUGGCAAGGGUCCUAGARGUCUUCCUGGUGGAAGGAUACAAGGUGUUGUACCGCGUUGCCCUGGCCCUGCUCAAGUUCUACCGCAAGCAGAAGGCCAGGGAUGGAACACAGCAAUCAGAGGGKCAGAAACAGGACUCUGCAGGGGUCAAGGCCGAGAUCCAGGCUUUCGUCAAAGCCAUCAGCUCCUACAUCACCCCGGACAAGCUGCUGGAGAAGGCCUUCUCUAUCCGCUUGUUCAGUCGCAAAGAGAUCACCCUCCUGCAGCUCACCAACGAGAAAUCGCUGCAGCAGAAGGGCAUCACCGUCAAACAGAAGAGGCGGAACGUGCAGCUGGCUCUGAACCCGGACACCUUCUCCUCMGAGGUAGUCAGCGCCAAGGAGAUGAAGGACAUCUGGUCGUGGAUCCCCGAGCGCUUCGCCCUAUGCGAACCGCAGCUCCUCUUCACCACCUCGACCCAUGGCUGCAGCCUCAACAGGUUUUACGCUCAUGUUGAAGGGUAUGAGCCCACUCUGCUACUCAUCCGGACCUGCGAAGCUGACGUAUGUGGAGCCUUCCUCUCUACAGAUUGGGAGGAGCGCAAGCGAGGCGGGAACAAACURGGCUUCUUUGGGACCGGAGAAUGUUUCGUCUUCAGGCUGAAGCCGGAGAUGGAGAGGUAUGAGUGGGUGGUGAUCCGUCACCCGGAGCUGGCCUCCACCAUCAAGGCCCAGAGCAGUGAGGUCCCUGCCGAGGACGAGGCUCCCCCCGGCAAGCAGAACUCGGGAGGCGACAGCCUUCCCGUGGAGAGGCCAGCCGCUGACCCAUCUGAUCGCCUGUCGCCCUUCCUCUCAGCCCGACACUUCCAUCUCAACUCCAGGAACACCUCCAUGUUCAUGGCGGGCAACUUUGACUCCAUCAUAGUGGGGGGAGGCGAGGGCAACGCGCUGUACAUCGACAGUGAGCUAAACCACGGACGCACAGCCCGCUGCACCACCUUUGACAACCCGCCGCUCUGCUCCACCGAGAGCUUCCAGGUGGCCCUGCUGGAGGUGUGGGGCUUCAAGGACACCAUGGCCUCAGAUAGAUAGAUAAGACAGACACACACACACAGACACACAGUUCGAGAUACACACAUCCCACCAAGGGCCUGAUGAAGGUACCUGCAGUAUCAGAACAAACCCCUUUCCGUCCAGCAAAUUAAUUUAUCCAUUGAAUUCUACAUAAAUGUGAAAUAUUUGUAUUUAUUCAUGUAAAACAAGUAUCAUAUUCUGAAAGUAUUUUUAUUUGUGAUUCUUUUUUUACAGAUGUUUUAUUACAUUGUAUUAAUAUUUUUGUUGACUCUCAUUCGGAGGGGUUUGAUGGCGAAAAGCAGCUCUGUUGUUAAAAAGGCCUUGUCUGGAAUGAUCAAAUGUCAUGAUUUUACACYCUCAAGUAACUUAAUUUCUGUAUUCACUUUAUAUCCACUCCUUAAUUUGUGCACUCAAGUAACUUAAUUUCUGUAUUCACUUUAUAUCCACUCCUUAAUUUGUGCAAUCUGGUUAUGCACCAAACCAACCGCCAAAAUGGUGGUAAGUAGGCCUAUAAGGCCUGUAUUCACUAUAUCGAACAUAUGCAGUCUACCCAGCUGUCAGAACUGGGGUCUAUUCAAAUGAAUUGUACAACGUGAAGUGUGGCUGUUGUGCGGCCAUAUUCUCACCAGAUGUACUCUUAGCUCUGAGCACAGCAGUACAUUAGAGAGGCCCRUUUGUAAAGUAUGUGAAUAUUGUUCUUUGAAUGUGUUUUAUUGAUAGUGUGAAAGGGUUAUCGGGUGAGAUGAAGACCAUAUCCACGUCCCUCGUCAUUUAGGUGCACAAUCUGUGGUAAAGCUAUCUGUGUAAGUAAUGCAGUAUUCAUCUGUCUUUCUCUAUCCGUCCUACAAACAAUAUCAUCCCAAAAAAUUGCAGAAUAUGUACGUUCUUGUGCAGAGACUCAACUGUAUAUCAUUGAAUAUCUGUUGUAUUGAAGAAAGUCCUCCAGUGAAGUAUUGAUUGACAAAUUACAGAUCAUCCGACUUCAACUGUACAUGUGAAAGUAAUACACUUUGUGACAUUUGUCUCUGUCAUGUAA
Salvelinus sp. IW2-2015 is the source of this 2961-nucleotide messenger RNA. Its product is annotated as TBC1 domain family member 24-like. Gene Ontology annotation, biological process: response to oxidative stress. NCBI's taxonomy places the organism in Eukaryota, Metazoa, Chordata, Actinopteri, Salmoniformes, Salmonidae. The coding region runs from base 204 to 1943 and encodes 579 amino acids. The record is from RefSeq and is a predicted model, not a curated record. Gene Ontology annotation, cellular component: nucleus. The transcript is spliced from 7 exons.